This is a messenger RNA of Sesamum indicum (sesame), 1394 nucleotides long. RefSeq names its product Mob1/phocein family protein (gene MOB1-LIKE). The record is from RefSeq and is a predicted model, not a curated record. Lineage: Eukaryota; Viridiplantae; Streptophyta; Magnoliopsida; Lamiales; Pedaliaceae.
GACACUUCCACUAAUAUUUACCCCCACCCAAAUACACACACACACACACAUAUUUGUAUAUUCCUUUGUAUAAAAAUUAUUGAUAAUCCUCAAUUCUGAUCGACCCUCUUUCUCUCUCUCUCUCUCUCUGUGCGAAUAGCCAUGAGUCUCUUUGGUCUUGGCAGGAACCAGAGGACGUUCCGGCCUAAAAAAAGUGCUCCUUCAGGCAGUAAGGGGGCGCAGCUAAGAAAACAUAUAGAUGCCACUUUAGGUAGUGGGAACUUGAGAGAAGCUGUAAGGUUACCCCCAGGGGAAGAUAUAAAUGAAUGGCUGGCCGUCAACACUGUAGAUUUCUUCAACCAGGUGAAUCUGCUUUAUGGCACCCUCACGGAGUUCUGUACGCCCGAGAACUGCCCUACAAUGUCUGCUGGCCCUAAGUAUGAGUACAGAUGGGCCGAUGGUGUACAAAUUAAGAAACCUAUUGAAGUUUCAGCUCCUAAAUAUGUCGAGUAUUUGAUGGACUGGAUUGAAACACAGCUGGACGACGAGUCCAUAUUUCCUCAAAGACUAGGCGCGCCAUUUCCUUCAAAUUUCAGGGAUGUUGUGAAGACCAUAUUCAAACGUCUGUUCCGCGUAUACGCACAUAUAUAUCACUCUCAUUUUCAGAAGAUUGUGAGUCUUAAGGAGGAAGCCCAUCUAAAUACCUGCUUCAAGCAUUUUAUACUGUUCACCUGUGAAUUUACACUCAUUGACAAGAAGGAACUUGCUCCACUUCAAGAGCUUAUUGAAUCCAUUGUCCCUUAUUAAACACUUUUCCCGCUCGCAUAUUCGAACUGACCACGUGUAGAGAUAAAUAAACUGUUUGUUUUACUGUCCCAGUAACGACGUUUGUAUUAUUGACCCUUUGUAGCAACAGUAUCAUCGUAAUAUCUUAUUGUCAGAUUUCAGUAGCCGCUGUUCUUUUGUGGUGACCCAUGAAACCUUGUUGUUCACACUUCAUUAAGUGUCAAGAAACUUUCGUAUGUAUACUAUUCUUACAUAGGCGAAGUGAUGAGAUUGAAGAGUCUGCAACUGUGUCUGAACACUGGCAAAGAUGAUAAAGCAGCAGGGGGUCGUUGUUUUCUGAAUCAAUCACAUGGCGCGUGAUGAGUUUGAGGAUUGAGAGGUGCAUGUGUUGCGUUGGAUUGUAUUGGCUUCAUUUCUGACAAUAUUCACGCAAAUUAUCCAAGAUGUUGUUCUCUGCAUGUAAUGUUCUUUACAAAGUAGAGAAGAUUUUCAGCACUGUUUUUGCUUUAUUAUCUGUAUUCAGUUUCCGGAUUCCUGUCUUUGUGCUUGGAUCUGUCGGAAAAAUUGUCAAGAAUAGGUUGCAAUUCAUUACAUGAAAUUUGCUGGAAAUGGUCAAACAAUUGAAUACA